UCAUAUGAUUAUCAAUGAAGAAAAUUUUAAACUCGAAAAUGAAUUACAUACAGAACUAAUUCUUAAUAAAAGUGAAAUAUUAGAUGAAAAUGUCGUAAUGGAAGUGGAACGGAUUAAAAAUGAAAUCCCAGAAGAAGACAGCAAUGAUAGUGAAAGUGAUGGUGUUGUGAGUGUAAAACAUGAACCUGUGAGUGAUGAAAAUGAUAAACAUUUGUACACAAUUAAUUAUGAAAAUAUUAAACUUGAAAAAGAAUUACAUACUGAACUGAUUAUUAAAGAUGAAAUAUUAGAUGAAACUGUUUUAGGAGAAAAAUUAUUUUAUUGUGAUUUUUGUAACAAAACAUUUAAUCAUCAAAGUGCUUUAAUUCUACAUAAACGUAUUCACACCGGAGAGAAACCAUUUUCAUGUGAAAUUUGUAAUAAAACAUUUACUCAGCAAGGUUAUUUAACUAAACAUAACCGCAUUCACAGUGAAGAAAAACCAUUUUCAUGUAAUAUUUGUAAUAAAACAUUUAAUCAACAAGUUCGGGGGUAACAAAGCAGAUACAAAUUUGUAAAUAAAAUAAAAUUGCCGUUGUAUGAUAUUCGUAUAACAAAUGGAAAAAAUUUUUGAGCAAUGUGCUGUAAUCAAAAUGAGAUUAAUAUAAAUAAUCAUGAAGACCGAUUGAUGGGAGCCCGUAAAUCAACUACCAUGGUGAUGGAUAGUCAUUUUUUUCAUCACCUUAUCAAAAAAGGUUGAAAUACCGAAGUAACAUUGUAUAUGGUGGCU
This is a messenger RNA of Chrysoperla carnea, 769 nucleotides long. RefSeq names its product zinc finger protein 860-like. The coding region runs from base 5 to 535 and encodes 176 amino acids. NCBI's taxonomy places the organism in Eukaryota, Metazoa, Arthropoda, Insecta, Neuroptera, Chrysopidae. The record is from RefSeq and is a predicted model, not a curated record. The transcript is spliced from 2 exons.